This is a messenger RNA of Trichoderma gamsii, 969 nucleotides long. RefSeq lists its product as hypothetical. The record is from RefSeq and is a predicted model, not a curated record. The coding region runs from base 1 to 969 and encodes 322 amino acids. Lineage: Eukaryota; Fungi; Ascomycota; Sordariomycetes; Hypocreales; Hypocreaceae. The transcript is spliced from 2 exons.
AUGAUCCUAUCAGUCAAGUCCGCCCUUGUCGGAGCCGGCCUCGCCUCCAUCGUCGCGGCAAACCCUCUCCCUCAGAUGGGCCCUUCGGGCGGCGGCACAAUAACCAGGGCACCCCCAUGGCGGCUCAACCCCUAUCCCGAAUACACCUCCUACUGUACAAGCACCACAACCAGGAUCUGGACGCAACAGUCGAUCCCCAUGCCGCCGCCGGACGUUAUAACCGUCACCAAUUUCGAGAAGCUGGAGCGUGAGUUGGUUCACAAAGCGGUCGACUGCGGCCCGGGCUGCGCCUAUGUCGAGCUCGCGAUGCAUGUCACCAACUUUGACCACCCGCAUCCGGGGUAUAUCGGCCCAACAGACUUCAAGUACGUCUUUAAUGAGCUCAAGUCGACGGUCACCUAUACGCACAUUCAUUGCUCAGGAUGGAAGGUUCCGCCCCCGAGACAUCAGGAUGCGAAGAAACGCGAGCUCGGAGGAGGAGCAGCGGACGAGUUGAUGGAGUAUGUCGAUUUCAAAAAUGAUUCGGGCGUCCUCUUCCAAGGAGAUGGAGACUGCACUGCUAGGGUCUUGCAGGUGCCUAAGCUGAACAUCGGCCCUACCCGCACCAUCUUCACCACCACCACCACGACCGACAGGAUCGUCAACUGCGGCACUUGUACCAACAACUCGCCUAUCCCUAUCCCUCUCGGCGUCCCUCCAGUCGCUGUAUUCAAGACGACAGUCACGGCCGUGGAACCAUAUACAGAGACAGAGCUCGUGUGCGGCACCCCCACAACUAGCACUUCGAUCGAAGAACCUGCCAAAGCAACCGCCACCACCACCACCUCUGUCAUGAAUACAAUCACAAAGGAGAGUAUCACCACCGUCACUGAGCCGAGUGAGCCCACUAUCACGUCGUUUGUAGAGACGGUGACGAAGAAGGGAGUAAAGACAGAGACAGCGCUUGUUUGCUCGGAGGAUAAGGAGUAA